UGAAAUCGCGUUAAAUUAAAUCCCGGGACUUUAGGUUUUUCGAACGAUAACUGGACUGGACGCAUCAAGAUAAAGGUGAUUAGAGUGAAUUCAACUCGUUUCUCAACUCCCGCCGUAGUUCCCUGUGCAAAAGUAGGUCGGAAAAGUGUAAGAAACUUGAAGAACCGCUACCAACCGCAGAAAAGAAGAAACAUAAUAGCGCCCGCAAGUUCGCAAAUUGAACCGCGUAAAUACUACGAAGCUUGCACCUCGAUAAAGGAAUAGAUACGUAAGAAACGAUGGCCGAUAUUUUUGUCAAAGAGGAGCAAACAUCUGCAACUCCUCUAGCUUCCGAUGAGUACGUAGAUACAGAAAAUUCCUCUAGCUCUCGUAGUGACUCUGAAGAAAGCAACGCAAGUUUAUUGGAAACAAAUUCGAUAAUUACGGAGAAAUUGAUACUGCCCAAGGACUUCAGCAAUGAAGCGAUAUUCAACGAGUUUUUUAUUCCUUCCAUAUGGGAUACUCUUCCGUCCAGUGCAAAACAGUAUUUAAGAACCUUUUUGCCAGAACCGGAUUACCGUUCAACCUCUUCACAAGUAGUUAAUGAUCUACUAUUGCAUCGAUUGGAGCGAUUUGGUUUGGAUCAAAUGAAAAGCUUGCAGAUCAACCUUGCUAAGGGCAACUUUCGUGCGGACAUAGCAAAACUGCGACAAACUCUAUCCAAGUCGUUAAACAAGGAGCAGAAAAUGCUGGACCUGCAGAGGUAUUUACGAUUGGCACGAAAUGUACUUCUUUCUCGAGAAGUGACAUUGAUGAAUGAAGUGCACAACCAGAGCUAUCCAAAGGUAUCUUUUUGUUCACGAAACCGACCAGACACACGAUUUCUGCAUACUUCAAAGCAAGAAAAAUUCAGAAAAGCAGCAAAAAAGCGAUACCUUGGUGAAAUUGUUGGCAUUUCCGAAACAAUCGGUGUACCACUAAGCUUGUCAGACGAAGAGGAGUGUUACGAAAUAUGUGCUGCGGCACCAGUACGCAAAAAUCGAAAAAUGUAUUCAAGCACCUCGAAUGAGACCAGUAUGGGUUCGUUGGGAACUAACAAUUUAAACAAACGAUGUAGCACAUAUGGCGGUAUCACAUCUAGUGUAUCUUUUAAUUCGUUGGACAGUUCUUCGUUUUCCGCUUCAAAGUUGUUUUCCAUAACAGAUACCCAUUACCAUCGGCUACUAAUGCAGCAUCGAAAGCGAAAAAUAACAGAACCGGAUAAUCCUGAAAUGGUUUUAGAGGGAUUAAAGCUCAAAGAUGUAGUAACUCGUACACAAAUUGCAGCUGGCUAUCGUAGAAUAUUGCCAUUUCCAAAACAUAACGGACUUGCUGAGAUAAAAAGAGAAUUUGACGAUAUUGUGGGUAGAGAAACGCCGAAAACACAAAAACCACUGAAAAUUGUUCAGAAUUCCGAAGUUGGCAAAUACGCAAAUGACGGAAAUAUAGGUAAAAAGCUGAUGAGAAUAGAGAAUGCUGACAAUAAAUUUACUGAACGAGUAUCCAAAGGUCACGAAAAUGAACGGUGCGAAGCAGUUUGUUUAGAAUCACCUAAAUAUUCAUUGGAAUUAUUAGGCCAAUCAAAAUCAGAAACAGACUCGUAUCCCAAUGAUCCAGAUUUGAGCGUCAGUAAAACGCAAACACAAAACCCUGCGUUGUAUACAAAUAGUAAGCACUCAUGUUUCUUUUCGCUUAUUAGAGAUCUUUUCUGUUCUAGCCAUGACCAUCGUUUGACAUUAGACGAAAUAUUACAGAAGCUUUCAGAUUGGUACAAUAGUGUGACAAUACCACGCCGCGGUUGGUACGCAUUGUGCACAACUAUAACAGAAUGGCAGGCAAUGCUACAAUCGGCGGUACGAUUUCUCGCUGGCGACUUUCAUACUAAGUUAAGAGAUUUUGUCCCGUACAUAGAACGUAAAACGACUAUGAAUGUUCUUCAAUGGAUAGGAGCGUCACGUGAUGGAGACGCUAGGCUUGAGCCGCUUUGUGAAUUUUGGCACAACUUGAAACAACAACUUGAAAAUGAAAAUCUUACCGACACUGACUUCACUUCUCCUAGUUCAUUAACGAUGAUCACGGCACCAGUAACACGCCAAACAAAAGAUGGAAAUAAUCAGUCAAAUGAAGUUAAUGCAUUUAAAUGCAAUGAAAAAUGCACAACGGAUUGCGACAGCAUGAUCGCUCACAACUCGCUAGCAAACUCAUCCGGCGAAUCUGCUUUAUUGAGUAUGGAACUAGAUGGAAUGUUACAAGAAGAAGAUGAUGGGUCUACUAGUGAACGCUCCGAAACACCCCCGCCGCCUCGCUAUCCUACGGAUUGGACAGUCCGCAAGGCUACUGAUGAGGAAAUACAUUCUUUCCGACUGCAGGAGCGACAACGCUACGAGAACCCCCACAUGGCAUAUACUUAUCGGGAACAUUCUUACAAUAGUGUCGUGGGGCCAGUGAAAGGAAUCUAUACUCAGGUACCCGGCAUGUCGAAAGCUCGUGGUCACAACAUGCUUGUUGCGGAUCGUCCGAAUUUUGUAACUAUUCUGACGCUAGUAAGAGAUGCCGCUGCUCGCCUGCCGAACGGAGAAGGCACUAGGGCCGACAUUUGUGAGCUAUUAAAAUCUUCCCAAUACAUCUCGCCAUCCGCAACUGAGCAAAUAUUACAAACUAUUGUUAGCGGGGCUCUUGAUAGAAUGCAUACCGAGCACGAUCCUUGUGUUAAAUAUGAUACCAAGCGCAAAAUUUGGAUCUACUUACACAGAAAUCGAACAGAGGAAGAAUUUGAGAAAUUACAUCAUCAAUAUCAAGGUAUCACAAAGCACAAGAAAACGACGGCAAAAAGGUUGUUGAAAAACGACAGAGAAGUUGUAAUUCCCAGGCCGAAAGCCUCGGACGCAUCGAUAGGAGGCCUUACCAGUGGUCUGGUAUCAAACGAAUUUAGUUCCACAAAUUUUAUGGUGGCUCAAAAUUUCCCGCAUUCUGAUGAUAAAAUAGAUGCCACAGAUGCUGCCAUGAGCGUGUCAACUGGUGGAGCUAGUAGUUACUUGAUAAACCAUCCUACGUCGUUGUUAAAAAGACAGCAUAAAAACUCAUCAUCAACCACCACCUUGUCAAUAUGCAAACAACAUGUGUCCAGUAAUGAACAUGUGGAUCCAAACCAACCUAUGGAUAAAGCAUAUUCUUCUAUAAUAAAUUCAAAACAACACCAAACAGAGCAUGUUACAUGUUCAAAGGAUCAUGAUCCUAUAACGACCACACCAAACGAAAACACUACGAAUCCCAUGGCAACUACAGACAUAAUGGAACCAAAAUUCGUGAAUUCGCAGAACAAUGUACCGGUUUCAACAUAUCUACCGACAGGCAAAUUGUCUCCCGCAAUGACUUUAGCUUCUCGCACCCCAAAUAGCAGUACCGUACAAUCUUCUCUGAUUUCUUACGCAUUGCAUACAAAACCAUUUUCGUAUUCGAUGGCUUCAACGAAAUGUAUCGAUCAAGGAAGUUCUACCCCAGUUGUGUCUGUUCGUCAAGCACAAAGUAGUCCGACCUGCUCGGGGUCGCUACGACAACCCAGCUUAUCUUUAGUUACUAAUGGUCAGUCAACUCCUACAAUAGUAUCGCAAUCUUUCGCGACUCAAAGUAAACCAUUACAUCUACAAUUAUCGAUGAGUGUUUCAGCAACAUCAAGCAGCAAAUCGGGAGUUAUUAACUUAAACGAUGAUAAUAAUGUAGACAAAGCAAUCUACACAAUACCUUCUGGCGCAGUCGUUAACCAAAGUACACCUGCGGUGCAACCAUCUAUGAUAAUAUCCCGAAAAUUUAUAAUGAAUCCUGCCCCGGCAGGCACUGCUCUAGGCAGUGAUUCAAUUAAUCGAAACAAUGUUGGAUUAGAUCAGUCGGAGGAAAUAAGGCAAGAUAAAGGUACUAAUACAAUUGCUAUUUCAAAACCAACAGCUCAUGUUUUCAAAACAGCAGCUGGCCCUAUUAACACCAUAUCUCUUGGUAAUGGACAGCAAUCUAUAUUGUCUACAGCUCAACAAAAACACAUUUUGCAGAACCUCCUCUCUCAGCAACAGAAACAGUCAAUUGUCAAUUGGAAGGGUUUUUAUAAAACGGAUGUAUCUCAUACGAUAAGCUCGAACAACACAAGUGACACAGCUGGCACAAAUAAUGAUGAUGAAAUAAAAAGCGUAGGUGGGGCACCACAGCCAAUUAGUCAAUCGAAUGCCACUGGAAAUAACUCGUCCAGCUUCAAGCAUCAGCAAAUGCAAAAACUGCAACGAACAAAUUCACAAAUUCUGAAGUUUGUAUCUCCGCAAAUUGUCAAAAUAACGCCUCGAAACAUAGACGCGUUGAACAAAAUACGAGCGUCCUCGAUUACAAUUCCAAAAACUGCUGGUGAAAGCAACAGUCAUACAGUUGAAAAAUCAUCUUUUGCAUCUCCGAAUUAUCUCAGUACACCUACUGUAAAAGUGACAAAACUUAAUUCAUCAACUUUGCUCGCUGCCGCUAACACAAAAAUAAUAACUAAACAGGCAGAGCAAGCUAAUAGUAAUGGAAUGGCUUCAACAGCAGUGGGUGCAAUUGUCCCCGUUUCUUCAAUCAUGCCUACCGCAACGGUGCGGGUAUUAAAGACAGGAACAGGAACGACCAAUCUUAUGAAGUCAAAUAGUGUCGCCGCUGCUACCAUAAACCAGUCGAAUAAUCCUGUAGUAGCACGCCAUGUAACGAGUACCUAUCUUAAAAAUAGUUUCACACAAAUCCCGAAGGAAUCUGCAAUAUCUGGUGGGAGCUUAGAUCAACUUUCAAACGUAGUGCGCAAACAGUGCAUCUUGACCCCUUUAAAUGUGGAUAGCUGCAGGGUUACCGUACCGAAAUCGAGUUCAUCUAAUCUAGGCCAUUCGGCUCAUUUGAAAAUGACCAACAACCAACCAUCUCCUAUUAACAAGGAUGCCGUUUGUACAAGCGAAAGAGCAUCUCCUGGAACAGUCGACAGUGGCGUUCAACAAUAUGCCAUAUUUUCGCAAUCAAAUGUUCGGGGAGUGAUUCCGGUUAAACCUAAAGCGACGAGUAACACUCAAUUGGAAUCCAGCGGAUCUAACGUGGAAGGCAAACUAAAUCAAUGCACGUCUGUAAAUUUUGUCUGUGAAACUGAAUAUGCACCCAACAAACCCAUUGCAACUACUGAUGGUAUAUUGUCGAGCCUACCUACAAUUGAUAACUUUAAUACAACAAGCCCAGCAAAAUUAACGCAAUCAACAAAAAUUAAGGUAAUCAGUACAAAACCAUUGUGCUCAAAUGUCUCGAUGGCCCAACAACAGCAACAAUCACAUUUAGGCCGCACUAUCACAGCAUCUAAACAAUCGAUUUCUGGUUUGGUAAACGGAGUGAUAAACGCCAAGAUAGUAGGUGUACGCAACGUUGCAACUAGUAAAUCAUACUGUGGUUCAUCGUUAAGCGCUAUCAACUCGCCUGGUACAAAUAUUGAGUCAAUUGGAGGUACUCCGGGCACUAAUAACAAAGGCGUUUCGGACACUAAUUAUAACAAAAGUAACCAGGGCUCGUUUUUAUUAUCGGCUAACGUAAAUUGCAAAAUCAAAACGGAUCAUGAAGUAAAGGACCACACAUCUCUCUCCAUUGUUAAACAUGAUGCUCGUACGAUAACGACUACUGCAGGAACAUGUCAAAUGGUGUUUCAUCGCAGUCACCAAAACAAUUUUCCAAAACCAAAUGAUUGUGCCGAAGAUGUAUCCCCGGUCACACCUGAAGUGCCUGCAAGUGUUCCGCUUCCAACCGUAACAACCGUUACUAGUGGUGCAGGUGCAACUACAUUGUCCAAAUCAAUCGUUAAAAUUCGUCCUUCAACAUUAAGGGACAGUGGUUCUACCACCAAGGUGCUUGACGCUUCAUCCACAAAAACACUUGUACAAUCACAGCGCGUGAUACUAGCUACAUCUUCUGGUGAACUUUUUACCCAGCCGAUCAUUCUUGCUCCCGGAUACCAGACUACCGGCCCAAUUAAUAUUAAAAGGUUAAAAGUUAUACCCGGCACAAAGCAAAACAAAAACUCAACAACUUAGAUUGGUAUAUAGUGCCAAUAAAGUAUAGACUAGUGUCGUAUUGUUUAAGUAUUAGAGUAAGAGGAAUAAUCAUUAAUUAGUUUUCUUACAUGACAUAAUUAUCAUCAAAUCAUGAGACAAAAGUACAUAAAAUGGCAGGUGUACUUUUAUCAAUUAAGUAUCUUAAUCUAUGAGCAGAUAAGUCAAGCUCUUUAUCCUUAUUCGUCGCACCACAGAGAGUUUCCGUGUAUUGAUGCCUACGACGAUGCCUUUUUUAAGUUAAAAUGUAGGAUAGUAACAAGAAUACUAGCUAUUUCUAAUUUAACAGCAUUUCCUACGUACAUGACAUUUGCAUCUAUGUAUUUGUGUUUCAAUCGAGUUGAAUAAAUGAACCAUUUAUUGUUAAA
This is a messenger RNA of Anopheles aquasalis, 6472 nucleotides long. RefSeq lists its product as uncharacterized. Lineage: Eukaryota; Metazoa; Arthropoda; Insecta; Diptera; Culicidae. Gene Ontology annotation, cellular component: Ino80 complex. Gene Ontology annotation, molecular function: protease binding. The record is from RefSeq and is a predicted model, not a curated record.